AUGGAUGAUAUUACAACUUUCGAAAUGUUACCCGAUGAAAUGAUAUUACUCGUAUCCCAAUAUCUUCGGUGUGGUGAAGUUCUCUAUUCAUUUUUCAAUCUCAAUUCUCGUCUGAAUUCAACAAUAGCAGAUAUUUGUCAUCAUGUGAAUAUCUCGGAUGUUACAUAUAAACAAUUUGAUUUUAUUGUAUCACAAAUUGUUCCGCAGAUUGGUUUUUCAAUACGAUCAUUGGUAUUAAAUGGAAAAUUGGAAAGUACUACAUCGAACAAAGUUGACUCUCUAUUUUAUAAUGCAAAGCUAUCUCUAAUAUUUCCACAGCUGUAUAGAUUAUCACUCGUUAAUUUUGAUGAUACACAGUUAGAUUUAUUUCUUGACAAAAUUACAGAUCUUCCUGAUCUUGUCAAACUUGAUUUCAUCAAUCUUCGAGAAAAUCAUGGAGAGGGAUCACUGGGAAAGAUUCUAGCUGCUAAUAAGGAUCGAUUGAAAUCCGUAUCAUUCGAUUCUGAUUCAAUUGGUUUUACUUUUAAUCGAGCUAUAUAUGACGAAAUGUUUUGUUAUCCGAAUAUCAAAGAAUUGACAGUAAACUUAAAAAUAGGCAAACUAGUUCGAGUUAUAUUUCAACUUGUACCACAUAUUAAUCGUUUUCAUAUUAAUUGUGACCCGCUUUCAUAUCUUGGAAUAUCGACAUCACCAAAUAUUUCACCUCUUGUUCAUCUGAAAGAUUUUCAAAUGAAUACUAUACAUAUAUCUUGGUCUUUUAAUGAAAAUAGCUGA
Molecule: messenger RNA, 774 nt
Organism: Rotaria socialis
Lineage: Eukaryota; Metazoa; Rotifera; Eurotatoria; Philodinida; Philodinidae
Source: the annotation of a GenBank genome assembly